AUGGUGCGACUGAGUUUACAAGAACGCGUUUUAGUUGUUAAGAUUUUUUAUUGCCAUAGUGAAAGUUAUGCUGAAACAGUGCGCCAUCUUAGACAGAUUAUGGGUCGAAAUGAGGCUCCUAAUGAGUCAACAGUUCGUCGAUUGAUGUUAAAGUUCAAACAAACUGGCUCAGUGCAAGAUGUCAAAACUCCAACGCGCCAAGGCAGUCGCAGAUCACCUUUGAAUCAAGCAAUUGUUUUUGACAGUGUUUUGACCAGUCCAACGACAUCUCUUCGUCGACUAUCACAACAGUUGGCGAUACCGCUGAGUUCGUUAUACCGAAUCAUGAAAAAAAGAUUUGCAUUUACACCCAUAUAA
Molecule: messenger RNA, 357 nt
Organism: Macrosiphum euphorbiae (potato aphid)
Lineage: Eukaryota; Metazoa; Arthropoda; Insecta; Hemiptera; Aphididae
Source: the annotation of a GenBank genome assembly